Erigeron canadensis is the source of this 3228-nucleotide messenger RNA. RefSeq names its product coatomer subunit beta'-1-like. Gene Ontology annotation, biological process: intracellular protein transport; retrograde vesicle-mediated transport, Golgi to endoplasmic reticulum; endoplasmic reticulum to Golgi vesicle-mediated transport. Gene Ontology annotation, molecular function: protein binding; structural molecule activity. Lineage: Eukaryota; Viridiplantae; Streptophyta; Magnoliopsida; Asterales; Asteraceae. Gene Ontology annotation, cellular component: COPI vesicle coat. The record is from RefSeq and is a predicted model, not a curated record. The transcript has 25 exons. The coding region runs from base 202 to 2958 and encodes 918 amino acids.
CCAAGACAAUUCCACUCGUUUGGUGGUCUUCUUCGCAAAUUAUAAAAGCACAACAUACCUUACUGUAUCUUUUUACAGUCUCCCCAACUUUCGGGUUGCUUGAUCGGAUAUCUCACUCGGACCCGGAAUCGGAUAUUUCUAGGGUUUUCAUUUCAAAUCAUUUAAUUUACUUAAUUUGAUCUCCCAACUAACUAAAUAACAAUGCCUCUCAGACUAGAGAUUAAGAGGAAACUUGCUAUAAGAUCAGAGAGAGUUAAAUCCGUCGACCUCCAUCCGACCGAGCCAUGGAUAUUAGCAAGUUUGUACUCGGGAACUGUCGGAAUAUGGGAUUACCAGACCCAGGCUCAGGUAAAAUCUUUCGAGGUCACCGACUUACCAGUCAGAUCAGCAAAGUUUAUAGCGCGCAAGCAGUGGGUUGUUGCUGGUGCAGAUGAUAUGUUUAUCCGGGUAUACAAUUACAAUACAAUGGAUAAAGUGAAAGUAUAUGAGGCACAUGCUGAUUAUAUCCGGUGUGUGGCUGUUCAUCCUACGUUGCCAUAUGUAUUGUCAUCAUCUGAUGACAUGCUUAUAAAGCUUUGGGACUGGGAGAAGAAUUGGUUUUGUACUCAAAUUUUUGAGGGUCACUCUCAUUAUGUUAUGCAAGUGACAAUCAAUCCCAAGGACACUAAUACUUUCGCAAGUGCAUCGCUUGAUCGAACUAUAAAGAUUUGGAAUCUGGGUUCACCUGAUCCUAAUUUCACACUGGAUGCCCAUCUUAAAGGAGUGAAUUGUGUGGAUUAUUUUACUGGUGGUGAUAAACCUUAUCUAAUUACUGGAUCAGAUGAUCACACUGCCAAGGUGUGGGAUUAUCAAACUAAAACUUGUGUUCAGACUCUAGAAGGUCACACCCAUAAUGUUUCUGCUGUAUGUUUCCAUCCAGAGCUCCCAAUUAUUAUUACAGGUUCCGAGGAUGGUACUGUACGUAUAUGGCAUUCAACUACUUACAGACUUGAGAACACAUUGAACUAUGGACUUGAAAGGGUUUGGACUGUUGGAUAUAUGAAAAGUUCACGUCGGAUCGUUAUUGGCUAUGACGAAGGGACAAUAAUGGUUAAAAUUGGACGAGAAGAACCUGUAGCGAGUAUGGACAAUAGUGGGAAAAUAAUAUGGGCCAAGCAUAAUGAAAUUCAGACUGUUAACAUUCGAAGUGUGGGAGCUGAUAAUGAGGUAUCUGAUGGAGAGAGGCUACCUUUAGCAAUUAAAGAGCUGGGAACGUGUGAUCUGUACCCUCAAAGCUUAAAGCACAACCCGAAUGGGAGGUUCGUCGUUGUCUGUGGUGAUGGUGAAUACAUCAUAUAUACAGCUUUGGCAUGGAGAAAUCGAUCCUUUGGAUCUGCGUUGGAGAUCGUCUGGUCUACCGAUGGUGAAUAUGCUGUAAGGGAAAGUACAUCCAAGAUCAAGAUUUUCAACAAAUCUUUUCAGGAAAAGAAGAGUAUUAGGCCGACUUUUUCCGCUGAACGAAUAUUUGGUGGAUCUUUGCUGGCUAUGUGUUCAAGUGACUUUAUAUGUUUCUAUGAAUGGGCUGAGUGUAGAUUGAUUCAACGGAUUGAUGUCAAUGUCAAAAACAUUUUCUGGGCUGAUAGUGGUGAUAUUGUGGCAAUUGCUAGUGAUUCAUCGUUCUACAUUCUAAAGUACAAUCGGGAUGUAGUGUCGGCGCAUCUCGAUAACGGAAGAUCUGUAGAUGAGCAAGGUAUUGAGGAUUCCUUUGAAAUUCUCUAUGAAGUAAACGAAAGAGUUAGAACUGGAUUAUGGGUCGGGGACUGUUUUAUUUACAAUAAUUCUUCAUGGAGGCUCAACUAUUGUGUUGGUGGCGAGGUAACCACCAUGUUUCAUUUGGACCGGCCAAUGUAUCUUUUAGGAUAUUUGGCUAAUCAGAGCAGGGUUUAUCUCAUUGACAAAGAAUUUAAUGUCGUUGGCUACACCUUGCUUCUCACUUUGAUUGAAUACAAGACACUCGUGAUGCGUGGAGACCUUGAACGAGCCAGGGGACUUUUGCCAUCAAUUCCAGUGGAGCAUCAUAAUAGCGUUGCUCAUUUCUUGGAAUCACGAGGGAUGACUGAAGAUGCCUUAGAAGUUGCUACUGAUCCUGACUAUAAAUUUGAGCUGGCCCUUCAGCUUGGUAAACUAGAUAUCGCAAAGGAUAUUGCACUAGUAGCUCAGAGUGAGUCAAAGUGGAAGCAGUUGGGUGAACUGGCUAUGUCAACCGGAAUGUUGGAUAUGGCCGAAGAUUGUUUAAAGCAUGCAAAUGAUUUGAGUGGGUUGUUAUUACUCUAUUCUUCUUUAGGAGAUGCGGAAGAGAUUGCAAAACUUGCAUCUCUAGCAAAAGAGAAUGGAAAAAAUAAUGUUGCAUUUGCUUGUCUGUUUAUGUUGGGUAAAUUGGAAGACUGCUUGCAGUUGCUGGUUGACAGCAAUAGGAUUCCCGAAGCUGCUUUGAUGGCACGAUCUUACCUUCCAAGCAAGGUUUCAGAAAUAGUGGCCCUUUGGAGAAAAGACCUUAACAAGGUUAACCCGAAGGCUGCAGAAUCUUUAGCAGAUCCUGAAGAGUACCCCAAUAUGUUUGAGGACUGGCAACUUGCCCUAGAGGUUGAAGCAAGAGCUUCAGAUAAAAGGGGGCAUUACCCUCCAGCAGCGGAAUAUGUUAACUAUGUUGAUAGAUCUCAUAUCAACCUAGUUGAAGCUUUUAAACACAUGCAAUUGGAUGUUGAGGAGCCACGUGAAAAUGGAGGGUUGGUACAUGAGGGUGUAGAAAACGAUGACAAGGAGGAUAAAUUGGUUGAUGGUCAAGAAGAGGAUCAAGUUGGCGGUCAAAAGGACCAACAAGGGUGUCAAAAGGAUGACCAAGAUGUAGAUGCAGCCAGGGAUAAUGAUUCUUCAGAUGGUGCCGUACUCAUUGAUAGUCAUGAAUAUGAUGAAGAGUGAUUAAUUUGUUUGGGGCGAAAUGAAAAUCCUAAUCGUACAGCUGGUAGCUCUUUAUGGAAAAUGGAGAAGAAACGAAUACGGGAAAUGGUCUUGUUGAGUGUGAUGUAAUUUUGUAGUGCGCCGGGAAACAUAUCAUAGACUUGAGCUUUAGUUUGGUAGUCUGAAGUUUUUAGUUACUUAGUAUUCCUUUUUCUGGUGAUAAUUUUUUAUUUUUAUAUAUACAUAUAUGUAUACACACUUGGUUAUACAAGCAUCUUAUAAUUUUUUUAA